AUGGCGGGGGUCCCAGGACCAGCUUUCAGAGGGUCCGAGCGUCUCUCGGCGUCCUCUUUGUGUUGUGAAGACAGCAGGAAGAGGUCGGACCUGCGGCCCGUCUCGGAGCUGGCAGCCUGCGGACACCAUGUGGGGUUUUUAUCCCCGCACGUCGACUCUCAGGCUGCACUCAAAGAAGAGGGCCGAGCCCACGCUGAGACCACACAAACGGGCUCUUCACCCACGGCCGGCCCGCCACUCUUUGAGUCACAUGACCCGCCGACACUUUCACUUCCUGUCGCUCAGUUUGUUUAA
Xyrichtys novacula (pearly razorfish) is the source of this 294-nucleotide messenger RNA. Lineage: Eukaryota; Metazoa; Chordata; Actinopteri; Labriformes; Labridae. The record is from the annotation of a GenBank genome assembly.